GGCGACUCAGCACAGUUCGCUGGCUCCCCUUCUUCAGCCCAUCUGGAGGAGCAGCGGCGGCGGCGGCGGCGGCGGCAGGAGAAUGGCAUCAGAGCUGGCAAUGAGUAGCUCCGACCUGCCCACCAGUCCCCUGGCCAUGGAAUAUGUUAAUGACUUCGAUCUGAUGAAGUUUGAAGUGAAAAAGGAGCCGGUGGAGACGGACCGCAUCAUCAGCCAGUGCGGCCGCCUCAUCGCCGGGGGCUCGCUGUCCUCCACGCCGAUGAGCACGCCCUGCAGCUCCGUGCCCCCGUCGCCCAGCUUCUCGGCGCCCAGCCCGGGCUCGGGGAGCGACCAGAAGACUCACCUGGAAGACUACUACUGGAUGACCGGCUAUCCGCAGCAGCUUAACCCGGAGGCGCUGGGCUUCAGCCCGGAGGACGCGGUCGAAGCGCUCAUCAGCAGCAGCCACCAGCUCCAGGGUGGCUUCGAUGGCUACGCCCGGGGCCAGCCGCUGCCCGGCGCCGGGAGCUCCCUGGGCGCCGAGGAGGUGGGCUCGUCCGCCGCCGCAGUGGUGUCGGCCGUAAUCGCGGCGGCCGCGGCUCAGAGCGGGGCGCCCCAUUACCAUCACCACCACCACCAUCCCGGGGGCCACCACCACCCGCCGGGCGCCGCGGGCCCCGGCACGUCCAGCUCCAGCUCCAGCUCGUCCAGCUCCAGCUCGUCCGGAGGCGGCGGCAGCGGCGGGGGCGGCGGUGGCGGCGGCUCGGCUGCGGGGGCCGGCGCCUUGCACCCGCACUCACACCCGCACCCGCACCCGCACGGCAGCCUGCACUUCGACGACCGCUUCUCCGACGAGCAGCUGGUCACCAUGUCGGUGCGGGAGCUCAACCGGCAGCUCCGGGGGGUCAGCAAGGAGGAGGUGAUCCGACUGAAACAGAAGAGGAGGACCCUUAAAAACAGAGGCUAUGCCCAGUCGUGCCGCUUCAAGAGGGUCCAGCAGAGGCACGUCCUGGAGUCGGAGAAGAACCAACUCCUGCAGCAAGUCGAGCACCUCAAACAGGAAAUCUCCAGGCUGGUCCGGGAGCGGGACGCCUACAAAGAGAAAUACGAGAAGUUGGUCAGCAGUGGCUUCCGAGAAAACGGCUCGAGCAGCGACAACCCGUCGUCUCCAGAGUUUUUCAUGUGA
Gracilinanus agilis (Agile Gracile Mouse Opossum) is the source of this 1165-nucleotide messenger RNA. RefSeq names its product MAF bZIP transcription factor (gene MAF). The coding region runs from base 83 to 1165 and encodes 360 amino acids. Gene Ontology annotation, biological process: regulation of transcription by RNA polymerase II; lens fiber cell differentiation. The transcript has 2 exons. The record is from RefSeq and is a predicted model, not a curated record. Gene Ontology annotation, molecular function: DNA-binding transcription factor activity, RNA polymerase II-specific; RNA polymerase II cis-regulatory region sequence-specific DNA binding. Gene Ontology annotation, cellular component: nucleus. Lineage: Eukaryota; Metazoa; Chordata; Mammalia; Didelphimorphia; Didelphidae.